AUGAUGGUCUCUCUCUCUCCGUUCCUCGGUGCACUCCUCGCCGUGCUGGUAGCACAGGGCUCCUCAAAGCCCGAUUCCGACUUUCGCUGGGGCUAUAGCAAAGGUCAGAUUCAAGCGGCUAUGUCUACAAUGCGAUCGCACUACGGCAGCAACUAUCAGAGUCAAAUCUCGACACUCUGCCAGUCUCUUCUCCAGUUUAAUGGAACGCAAGGUUCUACGGGAGCGAACCCAGGCUCAGACCAGUCGGACGAAUCAUCCAAAGGCAAUGACGAUCUUGCCGACUUGCUGGAUACCCAAUCUGCAGAGGGUGAUGGACUGGAAAGACGUGCGAGAAAGCAGGCUGCUACACGUCAUGCAAAUGCGCGAAACAAAGGCAAACCUCACCUGAAAGGCUCCAAAGCCGCCAAGACGAAAGGUGCCACGGCCGCUCACGACGCGGCACUGGCUACGGCCAAGACCAGUAAGGCCAAGAAUUCGGGCGGGGUCGCCGCCAAGGCUGGCACAUUCGUCGCUUUGGAUGCCGGAAGUGCUACGACCACACCGGGCACCACAUCUGGAUCGAACAACAGCACCUCUCUCGGCGCUGAUGGUGAUGCCCCGGGCAACGGUACUCCUGGCCCAGACACCAACACUCCUGCUUCGACCACAAUGCCUGAUUCUGGAACCACGACUCCUGGCACGGGCGAUACCACGCCUGCCUCGGACACUCCGGGCACUACCACUCCAGGCCCGGGUGAUCCGGGGGCCAACCCAGGCACCGGAACGCCCGGAUCAGUCUCUGGGGCCGAGGUCACGCCGCCGCCGUUUGUCCUGCCACCCUUCCUGCGUCACAUGGAUCAAGACAUAAUUCAGCAAGUGUGCAGGAUCAUGGUCGACUCAUCCCAGCCUGGAAGCUGGACGCCAAAGACUGGCGACGACGACGAAGACGACGGCGACAAGCCGGGACGACCAUGGGACCGAUGGCACGGGCUCAAGCCUGGACCCGGUCCCGAUGGCAACGCAACCACCAAUGGCACCGGGUGGGGGCACGAUCGAAAGCCGUGGACGAUGCCAACUGCCACUGUCACAGUCACUGUCACCCAGACAGCUACGGUCACAGUCACCGUCGACGCUGCACCGACGGUAUGA
This is a messenger RNA of Moesziomyces aphidis, 1128 nucleotides long. The record is from the annotation of a GenBank genome assembly. NCBI's taxonomy places the organism in Eukaryota, Fungi, Basidiomycota, Ustilaginomycetes, Ustilaginales, Ustilaginaceae.